CUGGAAUCCUUUAGUUUUUGAAGAAGCAAUGAGACAACAUUGGUGUGUUCAAGUCUGUGUGUACCUAGCAGCUGCUGUCAACCUAGUCAUUUCACAAUUGACUGUCUCAGAGAAUGGUCAAGUAUGUCCAGAAAUAAGACCAGGAGAAGAUGACCUCCCAGGUUUUGACUUUAUAUCAAACUUUGGAUUAGAUGGUCGUCGAGAAAUUCCAGGAGUGGAACAAGUGGAAGGGAGCAACAAGUUCCAGAAAGCUUACAGGAUCAAUGAGAACAGCAGAUUACGGAUCCGCACCACAGAUCUCUUCCCAAAAGGUCUUCCUGAACAGUAUUCUUUUGUCAGCACCUUUAGAAUGUUAAACCAAACCAGAACCAAGCGAUGGAGUCUGUUUCAAAUAAGAGAUUUUCUUGGGAAGCCUCAGUUUGGAGUUCUUCUAGACGGCACAAAGAAAACUGUGGAAUUCCAUUUUCUUACAUUGAAUGGGCGAUUAGAAAGACUUGUUUUCAAUAAAAAAGCGAGCAAGCUCUUCAACCAGAAGUGGCAUAAACUUCACUUCAGUGUGACGCGAGACAGUGUGGAGAUGUACAUUGACUGCCAGCCCAUCUCUGGUCAGCCGCUGCCCCCAAGAAGACAGAUUGACAUCAACGGAGAUAUAAGCAUGGGCGUAAACGAGCAGACUGGACGCACAACUCCGUUCGAGCUACAGUGGAUGCAGUUAGACUGUGACCAUACAAAGCCAGACAGAGAGAAAUGUGAUGAGCUGCCUAAAAAUCGUACAAGUACCACCACAGCAGAUCCAGGAAGGCCUAGGCCACCCCCAAUCAGGCCCGUCACCACACCAGGUCCACGCCCAGGUAGUGGCACAGACCCACAGAAAGAAGGAACAUGUGAGGUCACGUGUCCAAGAGGGCCACCUGGAUUUAAUGGAACAGCAGGUCCACCAGGAUUACCAGGACCAAAAGGGGAUGCUGGGACACCAGGAGAAGCAGGAAGACCAGGAGAACCUGGACGUAUUGGUGAGCGUGGUCUUCCAGGCAGACCGGGGACUGACGGCACAAAGGGAGAACCAGGUCAAAGUGGACGCCCUGGUUCUCCAGGCACUGCAGGACAACCGGGUAGUCCGGGCAUUCCAGGAGUACCAGGUGUACCAGGGGAAAAGGGUACUCCAGGUGACACGGGCCCACGUGGUUUACCAGGGCCACCAGGAUCGUCAAGUGCAACUAUCAAGGGAGAUGCCGGAACACCAGGUGCCGUGGGUCCACGAGGUCCACAGGGUGAACAGGGAAUUCGUGGCUUGCCUGGUACAGUUGGUCCACCUGGAAUUCCAGGUGAAAAAGGAGACAGGGGUCCCUCUGGUCCUAAAGGCUCUUCUGGCACAGACGGCAGAGUGGGAUCUCAAGGACCUCCCGGACCUCCAGGACCACCUGGCCCAGCAGGCCCGCAAGGAACACCAGGACGAGGGGACAUUGAUGAUAACCGCAUCCCCCAAGUACAAGGUCCACCAGGUCCUAUGGGCUUACCAGGAGUAGCCGGUCCUAUUGGACCAAAGGGACAAAAGGGCGAACCUGGUGAAAGAGGUCUACAAGGAAAUAAGGGAGAGAGGGGAGAGACAGGUACCACUGGUAAACCUGGAAAGGAUGGCUCCCCAGGUCAGGAAGGUCAGGCUGGCAGACGAGGAGCACCUGGUGAAAAAGGAGAACCAGGUAUCCAAGGUGUAGUUGGCCCUACUGGACCCACAGGCAAUCCUGGCAUACAGGGCAUCAAGGGAUCUAAAGGAGAGUCAGGGUUCAAAGGUGACAAAGGAGAUCCGGGAACACCUGGACCUCCCGGAGCACCAGCUGUGGUCAGCACCAACACCGGUACAGGGGUAAACGGCACAGUCAUUGUCCAGCAGCUGCAAGGCCUACCCGGUCCUCCAGGAGAACCAGGCACAAAAGGAACUCCAGGUUAUCCAGGAAAUCCAGGCCCACCAGGAGAACGAGGUCCGGCCGGAAAUCCGGGUACUCCGGGUUUACCUGGGAAACCUGGCAACAUGGGCUUACCUGGCUACAAAGGUGACCCCGGAAGUCCAGGUAUGAAAGGACCUCAAGGACCUGAAGGCAAGCAAGGCAUUAUGGGAUUACCUGGCAUACAAGGACAUGAAGGACUAAAGGGCCAGCCAGGCAGCCGAGGUCCAGAAGGUCCCAGAGGUGCUCCUGGUGUUGAAGGCAGGGCGGGAAAACCAGGUCCUUCAGGACCUCAGGGUCCAGUUGGACCAGUUGGACCAAUGGGUAUGACUGGACCGCCGGGACCGCCGGGACCACCAGGUGAAAAAGGGUCCACGAACUAUAUCCCUGCACAAGUGAUCGAAGGAGACUCCAGGGGACCAAUGGGUCAGAUGGGUCCACCAGGAAACCAAGGACAACAGGGCAUGCCCGGAGAACGAGGCCCGAUGGGAAAACCCGGAAUAGCUGGACCACAAGGGGUGCCCGGUGUACCGGGAUUACCGGGCUCACCUGGUGCUGCAGGAGAAAGAGGAUUACGUGGACAGACCGGCAUGCCUGGUAUGCCCGGACAACCUGGUCGCAGUAUAUCAGAAAACGAAGUGAGAGAAUUAUGUUAUAAAGUGCUCAGAGAACAAUUCGAAGAUUUGACAGCAGGUUUACUAGGCCCACCGGGACCACCGGGCCAAGGUCGGCCAGGUAAAAACGGUCGUCCAGGACCUCCAGGUGCUCCAGGUGAACGUGGCCCCCCUGGGCCCCCUGGAGAACGAGGUUUUCUUGGGUUACAUGGUUUGCCGGGGCCCGCGGGCCCACCCGGCCCUGAAGGUCAACGUGGACCAAUGGGUGAGAAGGGAGAGGCGGGAGAAGCAAUAAUUGGACCACCAGGAUCACAUGGCCCACCAGGACCACCAGGUUCUACAGGAGAAGGCACACAAGGGAGACCUGGAGAGAGGGGUCUACCCGGACUACCAGGCAGCCACGGACAUAGAGGACCCCCAGGCCCUCCCGGACCACCAGGCUACUGUGAGUUCUGCAAUUACGGCAUGCAGCAGUUCCCUCCCCAGACGAGAAACAAUGUCAAGGGUCCUUGAGGCUGAAUGGUUUUGAGCAUAAGACAUGCGCGCGCACACACACAUGCACACUCACACCACGGAGGGGGAGGGGGGCCUUGUUUAUUUUCUGUUUGUCAUUGCAUCUCCAUGUGGCUGUAGAGACUCUGGCCAACACUAGACCACUUUGAUGGUCUCUUGUCAUGGGGUGAAACAUUGGAUGGACAUUAACCAACUUUGAUUUUCAAAUAUCUGAUCUUCUAUUUAGAAAUAUAUAUAUAGAUAUAAAUUUCUCAUUAUGUAUGUAGGUUCAAUCUAUCAGGCUAUAAACUGACAAAACUGGGCUAGUUCAAGCACCAGAACUAGGUUGGAGAGCUGCAGAACAUCUGGAGCUAAGACCAGCGAGAUGCAAGUUGCUUUUUAAUUUAGUUUGUACGGUUCUUUCUUAUCCCCAUUUUCUAUUAAUAAAUAAACUCGCAACUCGCGAUAGUAACAUUUUUUGGAGUGCAUAGGUCAAGGGCACUCGCCACAGCUAAUAAUAUAUGUCCAUGAUAUCUGCAUUCUUACCUUUGUGUUGGCCUUGAGACUGUCAAGUGUAGUUUACUUUAUGGAGAAAUGGGUUCGGGCUUAGGGAUUUUUCUGGGUAAUGGAGUGAGAGUUCUAGUGAGUGAUCUUCCCUGUUUAUGAUUUUGAGCGUUACACGAUCGCAGACCUCUACUAUUGUUUAGAUACAGUACAAAUGGCAACAUGUAUUUAUUGUCCUAAACAUUUCUAUUUCUUUCUAUUAAUCAUUCGACUCUACCUUAUGAAGUAUGCAAUGCAAUGCUAGUAAAGAUAUUGUUCAAUCCGGAGUAAGGAAGAUCUAGUGAUGUGCUUCUUACUUCUCAGGACAACUCUGAGGAGAAAAGGGGAGACAACUGUACAAAAUGACUUGUAUCCACUAACGGGUUAUUUUUGUUCUCGUUACGUAAAAUUUUUGGUUUGUUCUCCUUUAAUUCUUUGAGACACAUCCUGUCCAAUUUGGCCUUACGCAAAUCUAAAUGGUGCUUCCUGCUUAACAUAAUCAUAUCAUCCUUAACUCAUGUGACUUAUUGUGUGAGUAUUUAGAUAGGAUAACUAAGUAUGGCAAUUAUACUGUCUUGUAAUACAUGCAUAUGUGUCCUGUGUCAUCAUCAAUGUACCAUUAGAAUGUGUUCCCUCAGAGGGAUUCGUUUUUUAUUUAUUUCAGCCUGAGCCAGUGGCAACCUUUCAUUGAUUUGCUAUUUUGUUUCACUUUUUUUAAAAUGUAUUUCUUUUCAUUCUAUGAUAGUUAAGACAUUGACUAUAAAAUCCAUCAAAUUUAGUCAUGUUUUAUUUUUUAACCAUGACAAUCUCUUCAAAGUUUAUUCUAGACAAUUGUUUAUUUUUCCUUAAAGUAAAUCUUUUUCAAUAAAUUCUGCAUUUAGAUUUUAGGGUUUAACAAGUAGCAAUUAUUCAAGACAAAAAAUGAUCUACUUUGUAUAAGAAUUUUUAGACUUCUUUUAGAUAUGACACAUUCAGAUUCUUCUUCUUUUAUUUUUCUCAAUCUUUUCAUUUUGUUCAAUGCUUUUAGUUUUUGUUAACAUAGAAAUCUUCUUUAGGAUGAGUUCUACAAUGAAACUGUACUUGUAGUGCAUGUGUUGAGACUAAUGUAAUAUUUCAUGACAUGUAUUUAUUAUAAACAACUCUGUUAUUUCUGGUUAGUGUGAGAAAUGUGUCUGUAUAUUGCCUCAGCUACAGAAAUCAUACUGCUGUAAUGUUGUUUUCAAUGACCAUGCAAGAUGGUUCAUCUAUUCUCCUAAAUGAUGCCACAUUUAGUUAGCAAGCAACCAUUUUUGUGUGUGUGUAUCAUAGUACUAUUGAAUGCAUCUAUUUAUAAAUCUCUCGACUAUCUGUACUGGUGAAAUGCUUGUGGUCUAACUAAAUUAUUGUUUAAAUGUGCCUUGUUCUUCUCUGUUACUGCUAAUACUUCACUGUGUACUCCUAACAUGUGAGACUAAUAACAUUCAGUAAUUAACAAUCUUCUUGAUUAACCGUUUUUUUUAAAUAUCAUGUUAAUGAAGUUCACAGGAAUACAUCUGUUUUUCUUGAUAACAAUUUUAACAUUCAGAUUUGUCACACAUUGUUUGGUUGUUUGUUAAUGCUAAUUGGAAAUUGAUCACAUACAUGAGGUAAAGGAAACCUUGAAGUGUGUUUACUGUUUUGAUAAUAACAAUGCUUAUCUAAAUGCCUGUAUAUCUGAUUCAAUAAACAUAUUUUUAACUAAUUCACAUUGUAUUUAUAUAUCUUUAUUCUACUCCAAAUAAAACUUUUUUGCAUAGCUGUCGAUCCUUUACAUCAAUAAAACUAAAUUUAAAAUAUUAGAAAUAAAAAAUAAUGUAUUUAUUUUUUUAGUGGGAAAAUUGGUUAAAUGCGCCUUUCAUUUUAAUGUGCAUGUGUGUUAAUCAUAUAAGAAAAAAAAUACCUUGGUUAAAUAGUUAAAUUAAUUAAUUGGGAAAGAACUUUUUAUCAACUCAUUUAGUCCAUAGAUUGCAUAACUUCAAGAAGACAGUAUGUAUUGAAUAACUUAAUAUAAUCCUCACAUUUUUAUCAAAUGUACUUGGCUAGUGUGCAUACCUUCAACAAAUAUAAAAGCUAUUUGAUAGAUCAAUGUUUAGAGGUACCCAAUUGUAAGGAUUAAUUUUUAAUAACCUAAAUGUGAUCAAAUGAUUGUAAACAACCAAUAGAUGUGUGAAUUAUAAACAUCAAAACCACAACAACAGGUGUAUGGAUGGAUCUUACAAUUUUUAACACUAUGACAAAUGUUUGUUCAGAAAGUUACAAAAUAUAUUUUUGUUUGAAAAUAACAAGUUUAAUAAAAAUUUUAAUAUCACAA
Biomphalaria glabrata is the source of this 5921-nucleotide messenger RNA. RefSeq names its product collagen alpha-1(IX) chain-like. Lineage: Eukaryota; Metazoa; Mollusca; Gastropoda; Planorbidae. The record is from RefSeq and is a predicted model, not a curated record. Bases 29 to 3070 code for a protein of 1013 amino acids. The transcript is spliced from 42 exons.